UCCUGCAAGUACAGAAUUUCGAACAGGGGAUUGUGGAGAAGCGCGCGAAAAAAGGCGGAAAAAGGUAAGAAAUUUGAAAGUGGCCCCUCUUUAGUGCGGAAACCAUCGGGUAUGCGGUUUCGGAACGAUCCCGUCGAGAGUUUUCAACAGUUUUUCCAGUUUUCCAAAGUGCCCUGUGAGUUAUUCCACAUCGGUCCAAGUCAAUCGACCAUAAGGCAAUCGAUACCUGCCGUAUUCGUCUUUCUUGGUAGGUUUCCUUGCCUGGAGAUGCUGCUAGAUAUAAGCGUAAGAUACAAGUUAACAGUACACCACCAUGUCCUUGUAUCUCUGCUGCGAUUGCGGCGGCUCCAAGACUUCCGCAGUGAUAUGUGAUCCUUCUGGAAAGAUUGUCGGGCGCGCAGUCGGAGGUCCAUCAAAUUUUGCCUAUCAUUCUCUGGAGGCAGUCAUUGCUGCUAUUCGUGCAGCCGUAACCGACGCAUUGAAGGAAUGCCCCUCCGAAGAACCAUUCUCCUUAUUGCCAUCACCUAGUCCCUUCGCAGCAGCAUGGUUUGGAAUAUCGGGAAUAGACUCGCCAGUCGCCAUCGAUGCCAUCUCUCCUGCACUUUCAACGCUGCUCGGUAUCCCGCAAGGCCCAAGGCUCAUGGUGGCCAAUGACACCCAUCUCCUUGCAGCUCCUGUCCGAAUGCAUCCCGAUGUAUCGUACGCCGUUACGGUUAUCGCUGGGACUGGGUCGAAUGUGGUGUCAUUCCGAGAGUCAUCUGGGAGUCAACUAGAAGAGCUGGGUAGGAUCGGUGGAUGGGGAUGGAUUCUAGGUGAUGAAGGCGGCGGAUUUCACGUUGGAAAGGAGUCAGUGCGCCGACUCUUGAUUGAACACGACAGUGCGUCUGUUCUGAGCACGCCCGCCAGGGAAAGCAGCCUCAAACAGCGAGUUCUGGAGGCAUUCGGCGUUAAGGACGUUCUAGAUCUCUUGACAGAGAUUCAUGUACCUCCACCCAGUGCACCACUGGCAAACACUGCGGCUCAUCGUCUCAUGCCUCGAGAGAAGCGACUGUCGUCCCUUGCGCCCCUCGUAUUCAAGUCCGCAUUCGAGGAUCAUGACGCCCUUGCCAUUGAUGUUCUUCAGACCUGUUCAGGCAUUCUUGCAUCCCAGAUUGCCGUCCUACUAGGCGAGAGAAGCGACGGUGCACCGCGCCUUGUCAGAGCACAGGAUGCCGUCAUCUGCUUUGGAGGGUCGCUUGUCGGUGUGGAGGCAUACAGGAACAUGGUCUUAAACCAUCUUUCCGCGAACGGUCAUACAUUUGCUCAUGUGGAGUUCGUCGACGAUGCCGCUGCUACUGGUGCUAUUGGUUUAGUCAAGACCUAAUAUUUUAUUUAUGUAAUUAUUUGGCCCAAUAUACAUGUUGACCGCCGAC
Guyanagaster necrorhizus is the source of this 1412-nucleotide messenger RNA. RefSeq lists its product as uncharacterized. NCBI's taxonomy places the organism in Eukaryota, Fungi, Basidiomycota, Agaricomycetes, Agaricales, Physalacriaceae. Bases 314 to 1363 code for a protein of 349 amino acids. The record is from RefSeq and is a predicted model, not a curated record. The transcript has a single exon.